This is a messenger RNA of Symbiodinium sp. CCMP2592, 1740 nucleotides long. The record is from the annotation of a GenBank genome assembly. NCBI's taxonomy places the organism in Eukaryota, Dinophyceae, Suessiales, Symbiodiniaceae.
AUGCCACAAGUGAGAGCCCGUGAACCAGAGCCUGAAGGUGAACCUUCGGGGGAGGAAGAAGUGGUUAUCGGUGGCAUGGACAGCCAGAAUGGAGCCGAUGGUGUGCUUCGUGUGAAGUGGACGGCAGGAAGCCUUGCUAAAGCCUGGGAAGAGAAUAACGUCUUGAGGGCCAGGGGUCGAGCCUCUCAUUCCAUUACAAAAUGGGCCGAUGCGAAGAGCAAGGGCAUCGCCAGCAUGACUUCGAUCAUGCACAAUGCUGAUGCCUUGUAUCUUCUGGCAAAGCUUUGGUGCCCAUUGGUUCCGGUGGCGAAGGCGCCGUCAGUGAACCUUGUUCGGAGUGAGCUCCGGUCCUGGCGCCAGGAGAUGCAGCUCCAGGAUGAUGCGGUGAUUUUGCAUCUUGAUUCCUGGGGAUUGCGAAGGCUUUUUUCUCUCGUCAUCCGGCGGCGAGGUGCAAGCAGGAAGCGCCGUGACAGCAUGACAGAGGCCCUUUUCGAGAUUGUGUGCCGCUAUUGGGGGAAUGGCCUUGAUGUGAAUGAAGCUGAGCCUGAAGGAGAAGACGGGCAGGUGCCACCAGCAGCUGAGGUGGAUGAGUAUCCGAACCCCGAGGAGUUGUCUGAGGAUGAUUCAGACAACUCGUGGAGAAUCGAGAUUGAGCAGCCGAAGCUCGAAGAUGUGGCAGGUGAUGACGAGGCUUUGGAUGGUGAAGAUGCCACCAUCUUUUAUGAGCCUGACAAUCUUCAGUUGAUGGAUGACAUGGAGCUCCAGGAUAUGGAGGCCAAUCUACUUGAGCAACUUCGUGCUCUAAGGAUUGGAUCAUUCAACCCGGACAAUGUUGAGACGCAGGUGGACAUCCCCACCCCAUCUACCCUGCCACAUGCCAGAUCCUUCUUUGAAAGGAACGAUGACCUGGAGACCAGCCCCCCUUCAGUGAUCACCCCAUCGCCCAAGAACUUGCUUCCAUCAUUGCACGAUGUGGAAACCCCCGAAAAAGCCCUUCCACCCCAGGAGGUGGAAGUGGCUGCAGCCAGCAAAGACCCUCCGCCCCAGGAGGCAGAGGCCGCUGAGCCUGAUCCUGAGGAUUUUCUCCUGGAGUUUCAAGGCCAUGCCAGCCGCAAGGACCAAACGGCUAUCAAGCGCGAGAACAAGAAGAAGGCAGCUGAAAAAGCAGCGAAGAAGGCCGAAGAUGCGGCAACCAACAAGAAGCACGUCGAGCAGGGCGUUGGUCGUGGCAAGGGCACCAAAGGUGGCAAGAGUGCCCCCUUUGUGGCUGAGAGCUCGGAUGAGCCUCUCAGGAAGAGGUCCAAGCAUGAGGACGAUUGGGAGAGCCUCGACGGGCUUUGGCAGCACCAUGAUGUGGCGAGCGAUCAGUGGUGGCAGUGGAAUCCUGAGCAGUGGACUUGGGAGCCCAUGGUCGGUGACACAAAGGCUGAGGAGAAGGAUGAUGAUGAAGAGGAGAAGCAGGAUGAGGAGGAGGAGGAGGUUGAAAGGGAGACCUGCUUCGCCCGCCGGCCUCCUCCAAAGACCAAAAAAUGCUACGAGCGAUGGUCGGCGAUCAGAGAUGCCUUCGAUCAGCAUGUCACCCCACUGGUGAGAUUCCCCAGCAAGUACCAGGACCCUUUCUGGAAAGCUGCCACGAAGUACUUCAAGGAGCGAGCUGACGACUUGCAGGAUGGGUCUGCAGAUUUCCUUAGCUUAGCACAGAAAGCUGCGAAGCGCUUUGCAAAGACUCUUCCUCAGUGA